UAAGGGUGAAAUAGUAAAUUGAUAGUUUGUCAUGAAGCCCAUUCUUCAAGGGAAGGGCCUGUUAAGUGUACUCUCUGAAUGGCCCAUUAAGUUUGUUAAUGACAUAUAUGGGCCGGUUCACUUCACUGGUUUAACUGAAUGGAGGGGACAGAGCUGGCUAAUCGAGAUAUCCAGUGUGGGGGGGGGGGGGGGGGGGGUUGUAUUAUUAGUAGUCGGCUAAAGUUGUUAACCCUUGUGAAAAAUCGAUAUUAAAUGUUACACAAUCGUUCCAUUAUCUAAGCCUUAGAUAUAAUUUUCAAUAUAUUAAAAAAAUAUAUAAUGUCUAAUUUAUUCAUUAAUGUUUGUUUUCACUAUUUAAUAUUACUACUAUUCUUUCUGUUCCUAAAAGAUCUAUAUUCUAAAGAAAAAUUUUGUUUCAAAAAUGUAUAUAUUUAUAUUUUCAAUGUAAUUUUUGUCAACUAAUAAUGAGACAUUGUGAAGUUCAAGAACAUUAAUUGCAUUUUUAAAAAUUUUAUUGCUUUAAAAAUGUAGGAAAUAUAAAAUUACAAAAAUAAAUGUAUUUAUAGCUAAGUUUUAUUAAUAUGUUUUAUUAAAAAAUGUGAAAAUUCUAAAACAUAGUAGAUUUUUUAGGAACGGGUGGAGAAUUUAUUAGCUGUGCUUUAUGAUCCUGUCUCCAAAUAUUGGAAUUUGAUGCCUUCUAAAUUCACAACUUGAAAUUAAUAUCCAUGGGUCUAACUGUUUAAGUCUAGGAAAUCGGCUGUAAACUUUAGUGUGGAACAAUGUAGAUGAAUGUUUAUUUUUAGAUAGAAAAAGUGGGAAAAUGUGUGGUCCGCUCACUCUUCCAGGCCAGUUUUGCUUGAGAAUUAAAAAAGAAAAUGCAGCAAGCUUUGGUCCCCUUCUUUGAGAUCAGUACAUUAUUAUAUAAAGAUAUGUAUAUAUGUUAUUAAUUACUUUAAACAUCCACUGUACAUUUAGUAAAAACAAUCAUCCACCCUACAUAUACAGCAGAACAUUGAAACUUUAAAAUUUAUUAAUUUAUAGAUAUAUUAAUUUACAAAAAAAUUUGUAUUUAGAUUUUUUAAUUUAAGAUAUAUUUAUUUUAAAAUAAAAUAAAUAUUUUAUUUUAAUGUAUAAACAUUAAUUAUUUUCUUUUAAAAUUUGAUAUUUAUAUUAAUUUUAUUAUAUUAUUUAGUGUAUAUAAUAUAUAUUGCAUAGAACUUAACUUAUUCUAUUAAGUAUAUUUAUGUUCCAGCACAUCUACUACACCCAAAAAAUUAUUGUAUAUGUUAUAAUUUUGUACAAGUCUAUAACUAUACCCAAAACUCACACUUGUGAACGUCUCUCUUUUUUUAACAUCCAGUUAUGAACGUCAUCAAGCCGAGCAUCUCUAAUUGAACAUUAGUUUUCCAUUUAUAAUUUAUAUUAAAAUAAAAUAAAUCUAUUAUAGAAUAAUACUAUUUAAAGUAAACGUUACUAUAUAAUAGAAUUACUCUAUGUUAAAAUAUGAUACUAUACAAAAUAUAGGUUAAUAAUGACUUUACCUCGAUUCCUGUCAAAGUACCUAUAACAUAUUUGUAUAAUGUAAGAUACACACUAUUGGUUUCAACUUGAACGAGGUCAAUUAGCUAGUGGAUCCGCUAUUAGUACGAAGUAUUAUACUACUGCAAAAGGGAACAAUUUUGUGGACAGACUUAUAAAGAGAGUGUGCUAUUUUACUAGGGAAGUGAGAAAAUGUCACAAAUAUGUAUAAUAAGAAUAGAAAAUAGCAACUUACUCGAAGCUCAGUGAAGCUUCUUGCACCACUUUCCAAAAAUAACAAAUGAAGAUUGUCGUUUAUGGACAAUUAAAUAAAGAUAUUUGUAGGUUAUAGACACCCUCCACGAUAUUCAUCGCAGAUUUCUUCAUGUCUUUUUCUCCUCGUUGAGAGACAAUUUGCUCAUAUAGUUGCUGUCAUUGAUGAAUGGUUUCUAGGAAAAAGAAUUUGCUCAUAUAACAACAUUUGCGAGUACUUAGUAAAAAAAAAACAAAACAUUUGCGAGUAUUACACCUAUAUUUUUUUUUUAACUGAAAGAUGUAAACAGCGCCCAUUAUUAUUUGUUUUCGCAUAUUUAUAUAGGUUAACUGCAAGAGCACAAAAUUAUCCAAAAUGAAACAUGUGAAAUUUAUAGCGUUUUGUAGCUCAAUAAUCUCCGGGGAAUAAAAGGAACAUAAGAUAAGGAGAGAAGAAUUGAAGAUGAAUGCAUGGACUGGUGUGUGGGAAAGGCAAAGCACAUGCUCAACCAAGUUACUCUUUACUUUAUGUGUGAAAAUAUCCAGACGCCAUCUCAGCCGUUGGACCUCUUUCUUCCUUCAUCUUGCUUCCGUCAUCCUCUUUGGUCCCACGCCAUAUUAUUAUUAUUACAGUUUUUAAGUUACUAAUUCUUUGUUGACCAAAAAAAAUGUUUCUAAUUCUUUCUUAGUUCUUUGUGGAUUUGCGACUACUCUCCUCUCAUUUUUAACCCAUUGAUCAUAACUUAUAAAAUGCUCAACAGGUAUAUAUUUAAAUCUACUAUAUACGGUAUUUUUUUAUAUCAACUACAUUAGUCUCCCAAAAGAAAAAGUUCUCCAACCUUUCAAUAAGAAUUUAGAUUGGGUUCGUUAUCUUCCAAAACUAUGUCAUGCAGAAUAUAUUUUAUUUAAUCAAAUUGAUAAAUGCAAUAAUUUUAUUUAAUUUAUUAUAUUAGCCUUUGCAGGGGUUAGGUAGAUGGAUGGAGUAAAUAUAUGUAAAAACAUAAAAUAAAAAUUAUGAAUACUAGUUAUUUAAAAUGUUGUUUUUUCUUCUCGACUGAGCUGAAGAUCGAAAAUGCUCGUCCUAAUACAGUAGUUUUUAUAAUAUUUUUGGCAGCUAUACUGCCAGACUUUUACUCCUAUGUACCUCUUAGACCUCCCAAUCGUUUCUCAUUUUUUAUUUGCCUUAAAUAGAUUCGAUAAACAAAUAUAGUACACGUACGCAACGUUUAACAAAAAUUUGUAUCGAACUUGUUAUAUACUAGUGCAUAACUGCAUAUACUAGUGCAAUUGUUCUUAAGAAAAACUAGUGCAUUGCUAAUGCCAAUGCCAACUUCAAUUGUUCGCCAACGCCGAAAAUAAAUAGAAAUUACGUGAAAUCUAACACAGAUUGCGAAUGCUAACGUUAGUGCAUUGAACAACACUACCAAAACAUAUGUAUAUAUCACAAUUGACUGUGAAUUUACGUCUAGCUUUUACUAAUAAAAUGCGUAUAAGAGUAUGAUGUCUAUGAAUUGCGUCAAAUAUCAAGGACCAUAUCUUUGUUCUCUUAUUUUGGGAACAUUUUGAGAAACACGCAAAGAACAUAAUGGUUUCCCCAAGAUGUUAUAGAUAAAGUGACAUUAUGACAUUUUCAUUUUUUUUUCUUCCAGUAAUUGCAUUUUGUUUUCAAAUAUUCGCUAUUCAGAUACUUCUCUACCUCUAUAUGGGAUGAUUCUUUGGGGUUUCGUGUAGCUUAACCUUUUCUUUUUAUAAAAACAACCUUUUAGUUCUUCUUUCUUGUAUAUAUCACCCUCUUCCUAAUCACCUACCUGGUCCUCACCUGAGGAUUUCUUUUCAUAUCCCUGAAAGUUAUGGCAGAUUAAUAUAUAUUGUAAAUAAAAUGUUCAACCUUUCCUAUAAAAAGAUCUAAAUAAAAUUGAAGUGAUCAUCAUGGAAUCCAAUGUGUUCAGGAAAAAUACCACUAUCAACUAUCAUGAUAUAAAUCUAUAAUGAUAGAUAGAGAGAGACAAAUAGAAUAAAUAAAAAUACUGUAAGUAGUAGAAAAAAAGUAAUAAUGAUGGAAAAAGAUAAAACAUCACGCAAAACCUUAAAAGAAAGUCGUCUGGUUGUCGUGUGCUGCUCUCUCCUCAAAUAGUUUUGCCAAAGUUUUCACGUCAAUUUUUUUUUACCCCCACUCUCCUUCGUAUCAUACUAUAUUAGUACAACGAGUACCCACCUCUUUUUCACCUAACCUUCUCUACGCUCUCCCCCAUUGAUAAAAAUGUCAGUCAACCAUUACUCCACGGACCACCACCAGGUCCACCACCACCACACUCUCUUCUUGCAGAACCUCCACACCACCGACACAUCGGAGCCAACCACAACCGCCGCCACAUCACUCCGCGAAGACCAGAAAGAGUAUCUCUUCGAGAAAUCUCUCACACCAAGCGACGUUGGCAAACUCAACCGUCUCGUUAUACCAAAACAGCACGCGGAGAAGUACUUCCCUCUCAACACCAUCAUCUCCAAUAAUGCUGAGGAGAAAGGGAUGCUUCUAAGCUUCGAAGACGAGUCAGGCAAGUGCUGGAGGUUCAGAUACUCUUACUGGAACAGCAGUCAAAGCUACGUGUUGACUAAAGGAUGGAGCAGAUACGUCAAAGACAAACAGCUCGACCCAGCCGAUGUUGUUUUCUUCCAACGUCAACGUUCUGAUUCCCGGAGACUCUUUAUUGGCUGGCGUAGACGCGGUCAAGGCUCCUCCUCCGCCGCGAAUACGACGUCGUAUUCUAGUUCCAUGACUGCUCCACCGUAUAGUAAUUACUCUAAUCGUCCUGCUCACUCAGAGUAUUCCCACUAUGGCGCCGCCGUAGCAACAGCGACGGAGACGCACUUCAUACCAUCGUCUUCCGCCGUCGGGAGCUCGAGGACGGUGAGGCUUUUUGGUGUGAAUUUGGAGUGUCAAAUGGAUGAAGACGAAGGAGAUGAUUCGGUUGCCACGGCAGCCGCCGCUGAGUGUCCUCGUCAGGACAGCUACUACGACCAAAACAUGUACAAUUAUUACACUCCUCACUCCUCAGCCUCAUAACAUGAAUAUAGGUUUCACGGGAGAUACGAUGAAGCAGGUUGGAGAUAGACGAGGAUGAGAGGUCCAAAGACGUGACAAGAAAUGACCAAGACUUUCGGCAUUCUCUAUAGCCACAGAUGCCAAUUUUCUGGAAAAUUUGUAUGCAUUUUUAAUAAAAAUAUCUCAUUGGCUUCCGUACUGUAUGUAAAUAAUUAGGAAAAAUAAAUUAGAAAGGAGAAAACAGAUCGCUGAAUUUUAGGAAAACUCUUUUCUUUGUCCUUGUACUUCCAAAGUCAGAAGGAAAAAGAAAUGAAUACAUCUCACGAUGAUUGAUGACGAUGAUCAGAUGAUGUAUUCACACACAUGCAUCAUGGUGUAUACUUGUACUUGUCUGAUGA
This is a messenger RNA of Brassica rapa (field mustard), 5211 nucleotides long. Its product is annotated as B3 domain-containing protein At5g06250. NCBI's taxonomy places the organism in Eukaryota, Viridiplantae, Streptophyta, Magnoliopsida, Brassicales, Brassicaceae. The record is from RefSeq and is a predicted model, not a curated record. Gene Ontology annotation, molecular function: DNA binding; DNA-binding transcription factor activity.